AUGGAGGAUCUGCAGGUGGGGGACUCCGGAUCGGCCACACCUGAGGAGUUCGAGAGGCUCCGGCAAAUAAUCUGGAAGAAACGACACCUUCUUAUCGGCAAAGGGAACGCCUUACCCCCGGUAGCCAAGGGCGUCGUAUGCGAUAUCGAUGAUGGAAACGCGAAACCGAUCGCACUGCGAACUCGGAAAGUGCCCACGCGAUUCCGCGACAAAGUCGCAGGCCUGAUCAAGGGCCUCCUGGCAGCCGAGAUCAUCCGACCCUAG
Messenger RNA from Phytophthora megakarya, 264 nucleotides. NCBI's taxonomy places the organism in Eukaryota, Oomycota, Peronosporomycetes, Peronosporales, Peronosporaceae. The record is from the annotation of a GenBank genome assembly.